AGUUCGAUGAUGAAAUGUAUUUCUUUGCCAAUAUGAGCUAAAGUACAGCAUUUGAGUUAUCACUGAUAUUAUUGAAAAUACUAUACUUUCAGAUAUUUUCUGUAAUAAAUUCAUCUAAUAUCUCAAAAAUUUUAUUGCAAUAAUUACAAAUUUUAUAUAAAUUUUAUUUCAGUAUAUAUUCAAGUUAUGAAUAUUCAUAGGACUUUAUAUUCCACUAUCUACAGAAUUCGAUCUUGUUUACUACGAAUUAAACAUAAACACUUGUGUAGACAUUUAUCAAAUAAUUGUGAAGGAUGGAAACGUCCACAUGGAUAUGACACAGGAAUUAGUUGUUAUAACAGGCUGACCAAGUCAAAUGUUCCUCUCAUUUUACAAAAUGAGAAUGUGAUUUAUUGGUAUACUUGUGGGCCAACAGUAUAUGAUGAAAUGCACAUUGGACAUGCAUAUUGUUAUAUGCAGUUUGAUAUUAUUCGACGAAUAUUGGAAAAAUAUUUUAAUUAUGACAUCAUUCUCACCAUGGGAAUUACUGAUAUAGAUGAUAAAAUUAUAGCUAAAUCUAGAGAGGAAAACAUGACAAUACAGCAUAUUGUGAAGCAUUUUGAACAAGAUUUUUUUGCCGAUUUAGGAAAACUUAAGAUAAUUCCACCAAAAAUAAUUACUCGUGUAACUGACUAUAUUCCACAAAUUAUAGAUUUCUGUGAUCAAAUUUAUAAGAAAGAAUAUGCAUAUUUAACUUCUAAAGGAACUUUAUAUUUUGACAUGGAGAAGUAUGGAAAUUUUGGAAAAUUAUCAGAUAUGGGUUUAGAAGAAGAAAAAGAAUCUAUUGAUCCAGAAAAGAAAGAUUAUAGAGAUUUUGCUUUAUGGAAAGCAGUUAAACCAGGUGAACCAUGGUGGAAUUCACCAUGGGGAAAAGGAAGACCAGGCUGGCAUAUUGAAUGUUCAGCAAUGGCUAGUCAUAUUUUUGGCUCACAACUUGAUAUUCAUUCUGGUGGAAAAGAUUUAAUUUUUCCACAUCAUGAAAAUGAAGAAAGACAAUCUGAAGUCUAUCAUAAUACUACUCAAUGGGCAAAUUAUUGGAUUCAUACAGGUCAUUUACAUUUAAGUAAUGAUGUUAAAAUGGCAAAGUCUUUGAAUAAUACCAUAUCUGUCAAGGAUUUUCUCAAAGAGUACACACCAAAUGAUUUUAGAAUAAUGUGCCUUAGAAUACCAUAUCAAAAUGAUGUUGAAUAUCUUGAAGAGACUGUUAAGGAAUGCAAGUCAAUUAAUAAAAAGUUUAAUGAAUUUUUGGCUGAGACUGAAGCAUAUGUUGAUGGAGAAUCAAAUUAUGGACCUAUAGAUGAAAGUCAUCUCUUAAAAUGUUUAGCAAAUACCAGAAAUUCUGUGGAAAAGAGUUUCCGUAACAAUUUCAAUUGUCCUGAAACUCUAAUUUGCCUAAAUGAAUUAAUGAGUGAAGUUAAUAAACAGCUUAAAGUAAAUAAAUCAAAUAUGUACAAAUCCAGAAGUCCUGGUGUUAUUUCAGCUUGUUCAUCUUUUGUAGCAAGAAUACUUAAUAUUUUAGGCAUUGAAUAUCCCAGCAAAAAGGCACUAAUAACUUCAUCAGAUGAAACAACAGCAAUGCUUUCUCAUGUUGUAGAUGCACUAGUUAAAUUCAGAAGCAAUGUUCGUCUUUAUGCUCUUACUACUGGUGAAAGUGCACAGCCUCAGUAUAAAGCAUAUACUCAGGAAAUAAACAGUAAAGAAAUAACAGAUACUGAACAACCACUGCCAGUGCCACCAUCAGAACCACCAGAUGACAAAGGCGAUACAGUAUGGACAAUAAAAAAAUUAACUCCAUCAGAACAAAUACAACUUCAGCGUAUGGAAAGAGAACCUCUUAUGAAAGCUUGUGAUGAUGUUAGAAAUGAACUUUUUAUAGCAGGUGUAAAAUUGAAAGUAAGUUGAUUAAUUUUAAAUAUUAAAUGGUAGAUGUUUCUUU
This is a messenger RNA of Centruroides sculpturatus (bark scorpion), 1975 nucleotides long. Its product is annotated as probable cysteine--tRNA ligase, mitochondrial. Gene Ontology annotation, cellular component: cytoplasm. Gene Ontology annotation, molecular function: cysteine-tRNA ligase activity; ATP binding. Gene Ontology annotation, biological process: cysteinyl-tRNA aminoacylation. The record is from RefSeq and is a predicted model, not a curated record. The coding region runs from base 187 to 1941 and encodes 584 amino acids. Lineage: Eukaryota; Metazoa; Arthropoda; Arachnida; Scorpiones; Buthidae. The transcript is spliced from 11 exons.